AUGGUGUCGACGCAGGGACUCCCGGAUGCCCUGCUAAAACGAGCUCGUAAUCUCUCCUCCGAACACGAAAAGCUAUCGGCUUCGCUCAAUGAAAACUUCGACACCAAGACGGCCCGCCGGGUUGGCGAGCUGUCGAGCGUCGCCACCGCCCUCCGAGAGUGGGAAGCAGCCCUCUCGUCCAUCGAAGAGCUACAAGGCCUCCUAGCAUCCAGAGACGCCGAGCUACGCCAACUCGCCAAGGACGAACUCGAAGGAACCACGGCCGAGCUCACUUCCGUAUCCCGUCGUCUCUCCGCCGCCCUGACCCCAAAGGACCCCUACGCCCACCUCCCCUGCCUACUCGAAAUCCGCCCAGGACCCGGUGGCCUCGAGGGCCGCUUCUUCGCCGACUCGGUCUUCAAGAUGUACCACCAGUUCUGCGUCCGCAAGGGUCUGCAGGUCAACGUUAUCAAGUACGAUAUGGCCGACUCCGCGGGCGACGCCGCCUCCGCCGCCGGCGAGCUGCCGUUACAAGAAGCCGUCAUCGAGAUCCGCGACGAGGGGGCCUACGACCUCUUCCGCGGGGAGGCGGGCAUCCACCGCGUCCAGCGCGUGCCGGCCACCGAACGCAACGGCCGCGUCCACACCAGCGCCGUGGCCGUCUGGGUCCUGCCCUCGUUCCCCGAGAGCGGCGCCGGCGCCGAGGACGCGAACGACCCGGAAAGCGACUUCUACCUCAAUCCGCAGGACGUCCGGGUCGAGACGAUGCGCGCCCGCGGCGCGGGCGGCCAGCACGUCAACAAGACCGAGUCGGCCAUUCGCCUGACCCACAUCCCCACCGGUACCGUCGUCUCCAUGCAGGACAACCGCUCGCAGCACCGCAAUCGGGAGGCCGCCUGGAAGGUGCUUCGGUCACGCGUCGCCGAGCAGCGCCGCGAGGCCCGCGAGGAGGAGACGGCUCGUCUGCGGGACACCGUCCUCUCCAAACGAAAGAUUACGCGCGGCGACAAGAUCCGAACGUACAAUUUCAACCAGGACCGUUGUACCGACCACCGGAGCGGCAUGGACGUGCAUAACCUUCCCGAUGUAUUGAUCGGCGGAGAGAGUCUCGACCGCCUCGUGGACAGCGUCAAGGAUUGGCUCGUGUCGAACGAUAUUGCGGCCAUGAUGGCCGAGGAAGAAGCUGCCGCCACUACUACUACGGCAACUGCUACCAAGUCGAAAAAAUAA
Sodiomyces alkalinus F11 is the source of this 1209-nucleotide messenger RNA. Its product is annotated as RF-1 domain-containing protein. Lineage: Eukaryota; Fungi; Ascomycota; Sordariomycetes; Glomerellales; Plectosphaerellaceae. The record is from RefSeq and is a predicted model, not a curated record. Gene Ontology annotation, molecular function: translation release factor activity. The transcript has 2 exons. Gene Ontology annotation, biological process: translational termination. The coding region runs from base 1 to 1209 and encodes 402 amino acids.